This is a messenger RNA of Drosophila ananassae, 1120 nucleotides long. It is a transcript of the gene Grx1t, whose product is annotated as glutaredoxin-C4. The transcript has a single exon. The coding region runs from base 139 to 489 and encodes 116 amino acids. The record is from RefSeq and is a predicted model, not a curated record. Gene Ontology annotation, biological process: cellular response to oxidative stress. Lineage: Eukaryota; Metazoa; Arthropoda; Insecta; Diptera; Drosophilidae. Gene Ontology annotation, cellular component: cytoplasm. Gene Ontology annotation, molecular function: glutathione disulfide oxidoreductase activity.
CACAGAUCUAAGCAAUCCAUCUCUGGACGGACUACUGACAUUUCCUUGCCACAAAAACAGUCUGUCGUAAAUUUCCGUCCAAAAUUAACCAGAUCCUCGUAAAUAACCGGGUUCAGAUUGCCGGUACUGCACAGAUUCAUGGGUUCCGUGAUCAGUUCCCUGCAGCGUCCCAACUUCUUCGUUGCCAUGGACAGUCCCCAGGGCAACUUCGUCCGCGACAUGAUCCAGACCAACAAGGUGGUCAUAUUCAGUAAGAGCUACUGUCCGUACUGCAGCAUGGCCAAGGAGCAGUUCCGGAAGCUGGAGGUGAAGGCCUUCGUGGUGGAACUGGAUCAUCGGGAUGACGGCAACGAGAUCCAGGCUGUGCUCGGCGAGAUGACCGGGGCGAGGACGGUGCCCAGGUGCUUCAUAGACGGCAAGUUCGUCGGCGGCGGCACGGAUGUGAAGCGCCUCUACGAGCAGGGCAUCCUCCACAAGUACUUCCAGUGAGCCAUUUCCAUUUCCCAUUUGCAUUCACUUGGAUAGGGGAAAUAUAAAAGACCCGCGUUGGCAUCUUGAAAAAAAUUGUUUAUUGCUAAAGGGAAGGCAUAUUCUCUAUCCAUCAUAUCCCCCAUGUCUCUCAAAGGCAUUACGUUUGUAUUCCUUAAUGCCUGUUGUCCUCGCAAAAAGGACAAUGAUGAGAACGCAGUACACGACGUUGCCUUUUAUCUGCUCAAUAUGGCGCUUAAGUUCUUUCCAUCUGAGGAACAGUUGGGAGGCGGAGGAAAACAAUUAAGGAGAGAAUCCUGCCGGCUUUCUUUUCACCUGCUCAUCUGCAGUCAAUAGUCCUUCGUCGGGACCUCCUCCUGUUCUUCGCCAGUAACCCGCUUCCAAGCCAUUUGCAUAUGAAAAAUUGUCAACGUCAUGGGGUCAAGGCGCUCAUGGAUUAAAAAUGCAAGAUAACAGCUCACAAAGGGCAGUCACGAGCCACACAGGAUGCAUCCAUAUAUAGUCCUGCCUGUAAUCCCAGUCGUGUGUGUAUUUUCACUCAGAAACUAGCUGGAGAAGCAGAGACAAUUGAAAGGUUCAAUUGAUUGAAAGCCUCCGCUCCGCUCCCAAAUUGCUUGUAAUUUGUUUGGCA